This is a messenger RNA of Mya arenaria, 954 nucleotides long. Its product is annotated as ELAV-like protein 1. Gene Ontology annotation, molecular function: mRNA binding. NCBI's taxonomy places the organism in Eukaryota, Metazoa, Mollusca, Bivalvia, Myida, Myidae. The record is from RefSeq and is a predicted model, not a curated record. Gene Ontology annotation, cellular component: ribonucleoprotein complex; cytosol. Bases 1 to 954 code for a protein of 317 amino acids. The transcript has a single exon.
AUGGCAACUGGGGGUGCCAGGCAGCCCAUUGGCGGGACGAAAAUCAUCGUCAACAACCUUUCUAAAACUAUAGAUGCUGACGAGCUGAAAACCAUGUUUUCUCACUUUGGCACAGUUACCCACGCCAACAUUUGCACCAAUAGAACGGAUGGUAGAAGCAUGGGUUAUGGUUUCGUUGAUUAUAGUAAGGCAAUGGACGCUGCAAAAGCAAUUGAGGAUAUGAAUGGCUUACAGCUUGGUGAUAAGAAACUACGUGUUGCCUAUCCUGAACCAGUAGAUGACACAGUAAAAAACGCAACUAAAGUUAUGCUGAAAAAACUUCCUGUUAAGUAUGAUGAAGAUAAGAUACAAGAACUAUGCUCCAAGUUUGGUAAAGUUGUCAAAGUUCGAUUGCUAAGAGAUAGUGUGACUAAUAGGUCACGCGCUUGUGCGUUUGUUUUUUAUGAAAAGUGGACUGAUGCUCAGCGAGCAGUGGAGGCUCUAAAUGAUUUUAAACCAGAAGGUGGAACCAGGAAUAUGGCUGUAAAGAUAGAUGAUACUGGUCCGAGAGUGACGCCAUACAAUCAGACAGGAGGGAGUAGGCCAGCCCCCUACGGUGCUCGCCCCCAACCCCAUGGUGGCAUGCACAGGCCCACUCCACAGAGUGGUCACCCAUAUAGCUCUGCACCACGGCCACCAUCUAUCCCUAGCUAUGGCACAGCUGGGAAGGGCAGUGUUGCAUUAUUUCUUUAUAACAUUGGCGAAUAUGUCAGCGAGCAUGAGAUCCACAACAUAUUUGCACAGUUUGGGGGGUUGGUGAAGAUUGACAUUGUACGUGACCCAAGUACACAGCUGUGUAAGGGAUAUGCGUUUCUGACAUUUGAGAAUAAAGGAGCAGCAGAAAAUGCCAUUUAUACCAUUGACGGAAUGAUGUAUCGGGGAAGACAAUUGCAACUUCGAUACAAAAAUUCUUAA